Molecule: messenger RNA, 2088 nt
Organism: Eupeodes corollae
Lineage: Eukaryota; Metazoa; Arthropoda; Insecta; Diptera; Syrphidae
Product: putative fatty acyl-CoA reductase CG5065
Exons: 6
Coding region: 411-1988 (525 amino acids)
Biological process (GO): long-chain fatty-acyl-CoA metabolic process
Cellular component (GO): peroxisome
Molecular function (GO): alcohol-forming very long-chain fatty acyl-CoA reductase (NADP+) activity
Source: RefSeq, a predicted model, not a curated record
UUUUUGGUUCAGUCGUCGUUGUAACUUCAUCUGUGACAAUUUAUCUUAAAGAUACGCCUCGUUCUCUCUUUUGUGCAACCAAUUCGUUCAACAAAAUAAUUGUAAUUUAUUUCAUUGGAUAUUACAACUACUUCCCAUAAGGUUAAAUUUUGUAAUGUGUUAAUCGCUUCAAACACUCAAUGUUCGGAUUAAGUUGCUGUAAAGUUUGGUCUUUGUGAAAAUUAAGUUACACUUACAGGUGUUAAAUAAAGUGAUCUUAAAUCAGGGUUAAACAUUCUUUUUGUUCGUAUCUACAACUACGGCAACAAUUUUUUAAUUAAUUCUUAGAAAAGAUAAGCUAAAUAUCGCAUUGCAAUUUGCAAGUCUGUAUGCUGAAAGCACCUUUGUUUAAUUGGGAUUAAAUCCGCACAAUGUGUACAAAUAAUGAAUCACAUAAUGAAUCCGAAAUAUCAAAUUGGUACGCCAGCAAAAAUAUAUUUAUAACUGGAGCAACAGGAUUUAUGGGUAAAGUUUUAGUGGAAAAACUUCUUCGCGACUGUCAGGAUUUAAAUUGUUUAUAUCUGUUGAUGAGAGAAAAAAAGGGAGCAAGCGUCAUAGAGAGAAAAGAACAAUACUUCAAAUGUUUGAUAUUUGAUAAAGUUUUCAAAAGAGAUCCACACGUAUUAAAGAAAAUCAAAAUUAUCAAAGGUGAUGUUCUAGAAAAAGGUCUUGGAAUAUGUGAUAGUGAUUUGCACGAACUAAUAUCAAAAGUUGACAUAAUAUUUCAUUGUGCUGCUAAUGUUCGAUUUGAUCAGCCUCUUAGACCGAUGAUUGAGAUGAAUGUGGGUGGUACGCAUAAGAUGUUGCAAUUGGCUGAAAAAUUAACCAACCUUAAGGUUGUAGUGCAUGUAUCCACAUCAUACUGCCAAUGCAAUGAAAGUAUAUUAGAAGAGAGGCCGUAUCAACCACCCAAUGACCCACAUGAAAUUCUUGCAAUGGUGCGCUCAUUGGAUGAAAAUGCACUACAAGAAGUCACACCUAGGUUGCUAAAAGGUUUACCAAACACAUAUGCUUAUAGUAAGGCACUGGCAGAGGGAUUAGUUCAAUCUUUUAACAGAAAAUUUCCCAUUGUAAUUUGUAGACCCUCUAUAGUAACUGCAUCACUAAAAGAACCACUACCCGGAUGGGUUGAAGGUGUAAACGGACCAACGGGGUUGAUGAUAGCUGGCGCUAGAGGUGUUCUCCGUUCUAUGCAUUGCAACCCUGAUUAUCCUGCCACUAUUAUUCCAGUUGACACCGCUAUUAAUGCACUUAUUGCAGCAGCUUGGGAUUGUGGCAGCAAAUUAGAAAAUGACGUAAAUUAUAUCAAUGUCUGUGUUUCUAACAAGUUACUUAUGACAUGGGGUGAGAGCAUAGAAUCUGGUAAACGCUUCUUCUAUGAGACUCCCUUAAGUUUUUCCCUAUGGUAUCCUAAUGGUUCCAUUAAAAAGAACUACUACGAGCAUUUAUUUUGCGUGAUCUUCUUUCAUUAUCUUCCAGCUUAUUUCAUUGAUUUUCUCUUACUGAUAAUUGGACGAAAACCUUUUUUAAUAAAAGUGCAGAAGAAAAUUUCUGGUGGUCUAAGUCUCCUUCAGUACUAUACAACAAAAACAUGGGAAUUCAAAAACGAGAAAUUUUGUCAAUUAAACUCCAAGCUGAAUUAUGUCGAUCGAGAAAUAUUUAAUAUUUGCCAGGAGCAAAUCAAUUGGGAACAAUAUAUUCGAUCAUAUAUUCAUGGCAUGAGAACUUUUAUGUUGAAAGAAACCGAUGCUUCACUUCCGAAAGCAAGAAAGCUUUUGACACGAUUGUAUAUUGUCGACCGAAUCGUCAAGUUAACAUUUGUCAUAGUAACAUUUACUUUGCUUUGGAUCAACAUAGAUACCAUGAUAGCAAGAGGAGAUGCAAUCUUAAAAAAUGCUUUGGAUAUGUUUAUUAAAAAUGAUAAUACAACGCUGGUUUUAAAUACAUGAAAUUAGACUUUGAGUUGUUAUUUUGAAUACAUGAUAUAUUUACAAAUGUAUACCAAUUUUGUAGUUAAUAAAUUUAAGAUUACAAUUGUGUAUAAUUAUA